AAAGCUUGGGGGAGGAGGAGUGCUGAACGCCAACAUUUCGAUACUUAGCAAACCACAAGCUCGGGGCACAGGCUGUCAGCAGACAGGAACCAGCUGAUCCACAUUGUAGAAAAUUCAAUUUAAGCGCGAGCCACUGUGAAAGUUGAAACUGGGAAAGAAAACACAGGACUUUUCACAAUCAGGAGGCUUUUGACUCAGAAAUGGUGCUUCAUCAGUAAACUAUUCUUUCGAUCGGACUUACUAGACUGAAAGUCUGCAGUUCAGUCUGACAAGGAUGGCAGAGCAAGAAGUCUUCCCCAUGAAGAAAAGUCUGAGCUCGCUUUCUGUGGGUGGCCAGGAGAGAAUCAGAGAUUCACUCGAUCUGCUGUCACCAGGUCAGCCAUCCAUGUUCGGCCUGGUCAAGAGACACUCGUCCGGAACUCUGCAGCUACCUCCAUUGUCAUGGCGACAGUCUGCACUAUACGACGGCUGCAGGUUGCCAAAAGAGGAACAGGGGCUGAGGAUAAUUGUCCCUGUACAAGCAGAACUAUCGAUGCCUCAAUGCAGCAGCACAAGUUUUGACGUUGAGAAUGGCCUCUCUCCUGGACGCAGCCCACUCGACCCUCAGACCAGUCCUAGUUCUGGGCUGGUGCUGCAGGCAAACUUCGCCCACAGCCAGCGGCGGGAAUCGUUCCUGUACCGUUCCGACAGCGACUACGACCUCUCCCCGAAGAACGUUUCCAGGAACUCCUCCAUCACCAGUGAUGUGAGUAGCUAUUUGAAGGCCCAUCCAAGACCUGUCUUAGCUUCAAGGUACUCAGAACCUGUCCUUGCCCUGACAAUGGGAAACCAUACAGAAGACAUGAUUGUGACCCCAUUUGCUCAGGUGUUGGCUAGUUUACGGACUGUGAGGAACAACUUUGCCACGUUGACAAAUCUACAGGAUUCAGCGAAGAGCAAACGAAAGACAGGAUGCACCUCAGGAAGUUGUCGGCCGAGUGUGUCAGAGGAGAACACCCCCAAACUGGCUGCCGAGACACUAGAGGAACUGGACUGGUGUUUGGAUCAACUCGAAACGCUGCACACGAGGCAUUCUGUUAGUGAGAUGGCUUCCAACAAGUUUAAGAGGAUGCUAAAUCGAGAGUUGACCCAGCUGUCUGAAAUGAGCCGUUCAGGAAACCAGGUCUCUGAGUUUAUAUCCACAACGUUUUUAGACAAACCGCAUGAAGUGGAAAUACCGCGGUUAAGCCCAAGAGAGAAACUGGAUCCCAUGAUACACAUCAGCGGCCUGAAACACAGCACGAGCGUCAUCUCUUUCAGGGAUGUUCCACGCUUCGGAGUCAAAUCUGACCACGAAUUUGAGCUAGAGCGGGAAUUGAAAAAUAUCAACAGUUGGGGUCUGGAUAUCUUCAAAUUGGGGGAAAAUUCUAGCCACCGACCACUAACUGUUGCUAUGUACGCCAUCUUUAAGGAGCGAAAUCUCUUGAAGGUGUUUAGAAUUCCGGCCGUAACUUUCAUCACCUACAUGCUGACACUGGAAGACCACUACCGUUCUGACGUGAGCUACCACAACAAUUAUCACGCUGCAGACGUCACCCAGUCUACCCAUGUCUUGCUUCGGUCACCAGCAUUAGAGGCAGUCUUCACAGAUCUUGAGGUAUUGGCUGCAAUUUUUGCCUCGGCAAUACAUGAUGUUGACCAUCCGGGAGUGUCAAACCAGUUCCUCAUUAAUACCAACUCUGAAUUAGCACUGUUGUACAAUGAUACCUCAGUAUUGGAGAACCAUCACUUGGCUGUGGGCUUUAAAUUGCUCCAGAAGGAAAAUUGCAACAUUUUUCAAAACCUGACCAAGAAACAACUCCAAAACCUUCGCAAAAUGACCAUCGACAUGGUCCUGGCAACAGACAUGACCAAGCACAUGAACUUGUUGGCAGACUUAAAGACAAUGGUGGAGACAAAGAAAGUUACAAGUUUAGGGGUCUUACUGCUGGAUAACUACUCCGACCGGAUCCAGGUUCUCCAGAAUAUGGUGCACUGCGCUGACCUGAGCAAUCCCACCAAGCCGCUGCAUCUUUACCGGGCGUGGGUGGAUAAAAUAAUGAUGGAGUUCUUCCAACAGGGAGAUCAAGAGCGCGAACGGGGAAUGGAAAUCAGCCCGAUGUGUGACAAACACACAGCUUCCAUCGAGAAGUCCCAGGUUGGAUUUAUCGAUUUCAUUGUGCAUCCUCUCUGGGAGACCUGGGCUGAUCUGGUUUAUCCUGAUGCCAAAGAAAUAUUGGACAACCUGGAGGACAACCGCGACUGGUUUCACAGCAUGAUCCCUCGCAGCCCGCCCUCCCCAAGCUCUCUGAGCUGGGACGAAGGCAGUAAAGUGGGCGGCGACAAUUUCCUGCUUAAUGCUUCAUUGAACAAGGAGGGGGCAAGCAACAGGAGUAUAACUGCCAGCUCCUUCGACGAGAUGCACAGCUGCAGCAGCCCAGACACGGACUUCUCCGAGUCCUCUGAGACGGUGGAGUCCAGUCAGCCGAAAAUAGGCAGCCCGUUGGCCGGACUCAAAACGUAUCACAGCGAGGUGAGCAAUUCCUCCCCCGAAGAGGGCAGUUCCAAGGAUUCAGGGAGCAGUACACCAGAGAGCAGGUACCAGCCACGCUACACUUACCCUAGCUUCAGGCAGACGGCCCAAUCGGCACAGGGAGAAACCAGUCAAACUCCAGAGGACACGUCGGACGAGUCUGGGGAUAACAAAACACAAGGUCUUGUAGAAGAUGAACAGAACGUUUCAAAUCUUCCACUGGGCACCUAACAAGAUGGAGACAUUGUGUAUUAUAUAAUAAAUUCAUUAUUUUUCUGGUAUCAAAGCACACAAAUCAGCUGUUGCUUUAAGUGUCAAGCUGCUGGGAUCUUCGUUGCGAGCUGGUUGAGGAGGCAGGAGGAAGAGACAAUUUGGCCGGUGGCAACCACAACAAUGAGCAACCAAAAGAAAAAAAAAUGAACUGUGCGGUGAUUUUUUUCCUCCCUCUCUCUGGGCGAGGCGGGGGGAGUAUUUUUUUUUAAAAAGGAGAUCGCAGGCAAGCAACGGCGCCAAACUAAACCUGAGGGAGGAGUAAAGAAAAGUGGACAGAGUCGGGAAGAAAUGUAGUGAAACCAGCUUGGAGAGCGAGUUUUUAUUUUUCAUUUUUCUUUUUUUUAAAAUACCUUCAGCAAAAGUAAACACUGAGAAGGAAAAAGGGUUUAAAAUAUAGCCGGGAAAGAGGGUGCAAGUGGCAAAGGAAGAGCUCAGUAGUCGCUGGUCUGCUGAGAACUGUCGCUCGGACUGGAAAGGGUUAAAAUGUUGGAUCGUGACACUGAGUCGAGCACUGCACUGGACUAGACUGGAGGACACAAGAAAUCAGAUGUCUUUUUAAUUGAAUUGUAAGCUGUCAGCAGCGUGACGAGACUUUUAUUCGGGUACAAAAAAACAUUGAAAAGGGUUCGUCGAUCCUUUUUUAUUUAAAAAGUGAUCUGUAUUUUUCUUAAAUGAAUAUUUUUAGCAAUUUUUUUACACAAUUUGACUUGUGAUUAUGUGAUGGAUUGGACCAUGUUGACUGGUGCCCUUGAUGUAAGUCUGUGUGUGUCUGUCUCCCCCUCUGUGUAUCUUUGUGUUUCUGCAUCUGUGUGUUUCGCACUGUGUACCUUUGUUUGUGUCUUAGUGUGUGCCUACGUAUCUGUGUGUGUGUGUGUGGCAAGUGUGAGUGAGGGAGUCUUUGUGGGCGAGUAUGUAUGAGUGUGAUUGGGGGUUAAAGGUGAGUGAUGGGGGGGAUGUGUGUGUGUCAUUGGGGAGGUGUGAGUGGGAGGAUGUGAUUAGGGGUGUGACAGGGGAACAUUUCACGCUGGUUAAGGUGCAAUUUCAGUUUCCUUGUACGGUCUGCCUCUCUCUCUCUCUCUCUCUCUGCUCCCAGUACAUCAUUUGAAAUUCCACAUUAAUCAUCUGCCCAAACACCAACUUGUACUAGUAUCUAAGUUAAAAGGUAACACUGUGUUUUGAUCAAUUAAUUGAGGGGAGGGAGGAAAUAUUUACCAAACAGCAAACAAAACCUCAUUAUUGUGGACUCAAAGGGUGCAAUUUAAUGCCCUCCCCCGGGGUGAGUUUGGAGGGUUUUAGUCAGGUGGGAGGAUGGCAGAUGAGGGCAUCGCCACCUUCCUGCUUCCACCCUGAUUAAGCCCAAGUGGGAAAGCCUGUGGAUGGCCUUCCUGCCCACUUAAGGGCCUCACCCUGCCCCUGAUUGUAUCAGUUCAAUGGUGGAUUGGAGACUCAACAAGCAAACCUGUGUGGGGUUUCUUGCUAGGUCCUAGGGGCGGGGUCCCUUGCUCAAAGGCACUCGAUACCUGAUCAAGGGACCAUGCCUCAGGUAGGAGAGCCCCUUUGGAAGCAUCCCCCUGCCCUUGCUGCUGACCCUCCUCCCACUAUCACUCACCUGUAGCCUGGGUCCCUCCUCCAUCCUAGGCCUUGUGUGGGUGUCAUACCAGCAGCACCAAUGCAGUUGGCAGCGCUGCCGUUCAAUAGAAUUGCCAGCUUCUGAUUGAUCAAAUCGGCACUUGAUGAGGUGGACCUUCCCGAAAAGAGGCAAAGUGAGGCUUUUGCUGGCUUUCCAGCUGGCGGGCGAGACCCCCGUUGCCUCCAUUAAAUGCCUCCCAAUGUAUGGGGGUGGAGGGGUUUCAGGGAGCCCACCCUCACUGGGAUAGGGGAGGGCAAUGGGGACAUCUUCACAACUCUUAUUGACAACAUGAUAGGAAGAUGAUUUAGGUGGAGUUUGGAGACCAUCACUAACCUUUGAGCCAACCGAAUGGAAUAAGAGGCUGCUUUCACAACAGUCAUUGCAAAGGACGCCUUGGUGUAUUUUUAUGCCUGGCCUUCAAGAUUAUCAUGCACCUUGGAGAUCAGUGUUUGCAGCGAGGUUGAGGGAACUUCGAAUGUGCUGCUUAGCCAUUCAAAAACAGAGAUAUUCCAACAAUAGGUUACAAAUUAAAGGAGAGACACUGUUAAUUGGAUAAACUGAGGUGAGAAUGAAGUUGUCUGUUAUUGCUCUGCAUUAGUUUGAAUGAGCUGUCUUACAAAGUAUUUACAGCACAGAAAUAGGCCAUUCAGCUCAACAGAUCUAUACCAGUGUUAAUGCUCCUCUUCAAUGAAUGAUAGAACUGAAGUCUAAUCAAUACAUACUUUGUAAGCAUUUAAUUACAGAGAUAAACACUGCACACAAGCGCCUCCUAACUUAACCAGCAUAGUUUCAAGCCUGUUAGAUAUAGAAGCACAAAUGAAUCUCCAGGUUAUGCCCACCACCUGAAUACAAAUACGCAAUUAAAAUACAAUUAACAUUCCCAUUAUCCAGCAUUUUUUUUGCUCCCUUGGUGUUUAUCCAGCUUCCCCUUAAAUGUGUCUAUACUAUUCACCUGAUGAGUUCCACAUCUCACCACUCAGUAAAGAAGUUUCUCCUGAUUGCGUUUUUUGGUGACUAUUUUAUAUUUAUGGCCACCAGUUCUGGUCACCCCACAAGUGCAAAAAUCUUCUCUCUAUCUACCCUGUCAAACCCUUGCAUAAUAUUAAUGACCUGUAUCAGGUCACUCCUCAAUCUUUUUUCUAGAAUAAAAAGAGUCUCAGCCUGUUCAAACUUUCCCAUAACUUUUCAGUCCGGUAUCAUCCUAGUAAAAGCUUUUUUACAUCUUCCCCGGCGGCUCUAUAUCCUUUUUAUAACAUGGAGACUGGAGCUGCAAGUGUAGUCCAAGCAAAGUAUAUGGAGACUGAAAAGAAAGCCCCUUUCUGUCUUGGACCUCCUUGCUGUCGCGAGAAAACAAUAUCUCAAGCUGAUUAAAGUUGCGCGGCAAAACCAGGGAUAAUUGCAGCAACUGAAUUCCUGACACAUGCUUGAAAUGUAGGAGAUGGAAACAAAGGCUACCAGUAAGGGUGGGCAGGGUUUGUAAGCAUUUGUCUUCAAUCAGGAUUCCAAAAGAAAUAGGGCAUUCACACCAUGCGCAGAGAUACUUUAAUGGUCAAACUCCCUAUUCUCCCUACCUCCCACAUCCGGAUUAAUUCAGGUCCCAAAUUUACUUUGAGAUGCUUUCAAUUCGUCGAAACCAAAGGUCAGUUUUUGAGCUCUACCAGUCAAGAUGACCCCCGCCCACCUCAACCCCGAUGUGCUUCAAUCUCCACCUGACAUUCCCAUUUUGCCCAAACAUCAUUCCAUUUGCUGUUCUGCACAUACGCUUGUCCAGCGUAUCCGUUUCACGCUCAUCCAGAGCGUGACUUUAGCAAGGCUGUGGAAGGGGAAAACCACAGUGUGGAGUAACAGUAUUGAAAUCCGAGGUGGCGGACUUUAAAGCAAUGAAGUAUCUCGUUUUAAAGGGGUGGUAUCAUGCACAAUUUGGAAGGCCAACUCGAGGAUCGAAAGCUUGCUACACGACCCCUUUAAUGCUUAUAAGGUAUGUGAUACUGAGCUUGAUUGUGGCAAUGCUUUAGAAUAGAAUGACUUCUUUGUUUGCGUUAGGCAGGUAAAAGGUCAUUUGAGGGGCUGUUUCAGGAACAAGGUAGAAUCUAGCGGACCGGUUCUGUCCAACAGGAUCACACUUUGACAUCUGUUUCUUUCUGACUCUAGUAGCAGCAUCAGGGCCUUCAACAUGCAGGAAGGUCAGAGGUCAAUAAUAGCAAGAUUGUGAAGGUUUUUUUAAAAAUGAUUCGUUCUCGGGAUGAAUGUUGCUGGCGAGGCUGGCAUUUAUUGCCCAUCCCCUAUUGCUUCUUGAGAAGGUGUCAGACAAGCCCCUCUUUCCAAAUUGCUGCAGUCCAAGCAGUGAAGGUGACCUCAUGGUGCAGAUAAGUCAGAAGUUCCAGGAUUUUCCAGCGAUGGUUGUCGACUGGGAUAGGUGAGCCUUCGCUGUGACCUGAUUCAGAGCCUAGGUCACGGUUUGGGGGCUGUCCAUCUGCUAUUACUCUUUGUUGGGGAUCACUAAGCCACUUCCAAGGGGAGUUAAGCAUCAACCAGUUUUUGACGUGUUCAUAAACAUAAUGUUUGUCAUUGCAACCAUCUCCCUUCUGAUUAUCCCUUGGGCAGCAGAUGUUUUCCCUGAGAUUGGAACCAUUCACUGUUUUAAACAGCCAACUGGAAAGGGAAAAAUAACUUGGGCUUGUGUCAAGCCAUUUGUAUAUAAUCCAUCAGCUCAAUGAUUUGGAUAUUCCUCUUGAGCUCAAGAGCUUUGAGUUUGGAUCAAGCUUGGACCCCUUCAUUCACUGUUCUAAAGUAGAUGAACUGUGAAAAGUCUGAAAUCUCUCGUGAAUGUCUCUCCGGUUGGCUGACUGCAGGAGGAAAGUGCGAUGAGAGCAGAAUCUCAACACUUCUCCAUGCAAAUCAGUGGUUAACCCAUAUCCUGACUGGUCUCCUGCCUUAUAAAGACAGCGGUCAGCCUGCUGAAAGAAUCCAGAACAACUCGCAUUCACAUUAGACAGUUCCAAGUUCCUGUUGGAAAAAGUCAGUAGGUCUAACAGCACCUGUGGACAGAAGAACAGAGUUAACGUUUCGAGUCCGUGUGACUCUUCUUCAGACUUCACACGCUCUGAAGAGGAGUCAUAUGUUAACUCUGUCUUUCUCUUCACAGAUGCUGUUAGACCUGCUGAGUUUUUCCUGUAUUUUCUGUUUUUGUUUCAAAUCUCCAGCAUCCGGAGGAUUUUGCUUUUAUCCAAGAUUCUGUUUCUGCGCGAAUGCUUUUAAUUGCAUUCCCUCAGAUUGGCAAAUAAGCUCUGAGAAAGUUCUCUCAUUCUCUUCGGCACGAGAGUGGAAUUAACCCUUUCCCCUUGCAAAUAAGAUGAGGUUCAACACCUGGCAGGUGGAUCCGAUUUUUUUUCAAAUGCUGUCCUUUAAUUUGGAGCCCAUAUCUAAAGAACCCCAGCUCUCGAUGGGGCCAUGUGCCUUUGGAAGAGCCUGCCAUUCAAUAGUCACCAUCGGUUACUGUCAUCUGUUAACUCUCAAUGUUAAGGCAAAUUCAGCCUAUCUCUGGUACACUUUACAUAGCUUGCAAUUGCUGCAAGUGAGACACUUAACAUACUGUCACACUUUCCCAGGCACCCUUAGUUAAUAGAAGAGAAUUUGGUUUAUCCAGUAAAUCAAUAGCCCUCGGGCAGCUCAUUCUCCGAUACAACACUCCACUCUUAAACACGAGUCAUCCAUCUCAACGUGAGGAACGCACGGAGAGUUCCAGUUGUAAGAUCCACAGUGGCCUCAAGUUAUUUUUUUCUUACUUUAACUCUCCCUCCCAUUCCCCGCCCUCACUUUGCAAGCUCAAACCUUAUCUCUGUGCCACUGAGUUUCUCUUAGACAUUGGGCAUAGGCAUAAGUGCUGCCAUGCGCCAACCGAGGCCAGAAUCCGAAAUGAAGCACUAAGCCCUGACGCUACGCCACAUAAGACAGGGCAAAGUGGUCACUGGAUAACUGAGAUACGUGGCCACCCCACAAUCGCCAGUGCCACCAGCAUGCUCCCUGUCUGUAUCCACUUAGCAUGUGCCAUUCCAUCUUCAAGCAACCUUUUAAUGGCCUUCCGAGCUGAGCUCAGUGCACACAUACACGUGUAAAGAAAUGAAACUUGGUUUCCCAUUCAUUACAGAACAGAAGCAGAGCAGAUCUUAUCAGUCAAAGAAAAUGUCUUUUCACGCAAAGCUUUUUAACAAAGGAAAAUAUUUAUGGCAGCAUGGGAGAGGUGCCAGCAUGGAGUUAAUGGUUCACAAUCACUUUGUUAUGUACAAAUAUUAAUGACCAAGAUACAUAGAAUUUUUUUCAGCACUCUCGAUUUUAACAAUUUCUUUCCCCUCGCCUGUUUUCAAUUUGUAUAAUUGUUGUAAUUAAGUUCAUUAUUUAUUCCAGUCUGUAUAAUAGCAUCUUUCCUAGGGAAGUGGUGCGGGGGUCCCUGUUAAGCUCUGAUUUAGAGUAUGACCAGUAUCUAUACCUGUAAGUUGUUGUAGAUGUAAUAUAUGCACAAACUGCUGAAUAUAAAGUUUUCAAUAAUA
This is a messenger RNA of Carcharodon carcharias (great white shark), 9001 nucleotides long. Its product is annotated as cAMP-specific 3',5'-cyclic phosphodiesterase 4C-like. Gene Ontology annotation, cellular component: perinuclear region of cytoplasm; nucleus; cytosol. Lineage: Eukaryota; Metazoa; Chordata; Chondrichthyes; Lamniformes; Lamnidae. Gene Ontology annotation, biological process: signal transduction. The coding region runs from base 275 to 2782 and encodes 835 amino acids. The transcript has 18 exons. The record is from RefSeq and is a predicted model, not a curated record. Gene Ontology annotation, molecular function: 3',5'-cyclic-AMP phosphodiesterase activity.